Messenger RNA from Venturia canescens, 2396 nucleotides. RefSeq names its product phosphatidylinositol glycan anchor biosynthesis class S (gene PIG-S). NCBI's taxonomy places the organism in Eukaryota, Metazoa, Arthropoda, Insecta, Hymenoptera, Ichneumonidae. Gene Ontology annotation, cellular component: GPI-anchor transamidase complex. The record is from RefSeq and is a predicted model, not a curated record. The coding region runs from base 526 to 2235 and encodes 569 amino acids. The transcript has 9 exons. Gene Ontology annotation, biological process: attachment of GPI anchor to protein.
UGGAUAGAUAAAUGCGCUCCUUGAUAAUUUUGGCAAUAGUCAAUUAAUUUUCGGAACACCGUUAAAAAAAAAAAUACUGAGUGGGGAUAACUUGUCAAACCGCGAAGAGUUUUCUAUCAUGACGCAUGCGUUCGCUGCGUUCGAUAGUACCAAUAGUUCAUUAGUACAUCAUGAAGUUCAUGGAUAUCCGAUUAUAAUCUGCAUCCAGUGCAUUUGAGUUCUUUGGCACUACUGCGGACUGCAGUUCACGAGUUUAUGGGAGAAAUGUCAAGUGUUUCGUAGCGCCGGGCCACGCUAAUGUUCAUUUUGGACUGCUUUUUGAAUUUCAUAUUAAAAAAAUCGUCUUUACAUCCGUUAUGUGAAAGCAUAGUUCUUUUGUGUGUAAGGCUUAUUCGUAUACUCAUGCGAAUUAGGUUAUGUUCCUGUUUAGUACCCUGUGUUUGUGUACUUUUGCUCCGUAAAAUAACAUUAUUGACAUAAGUUUUUUUAAGUUACAUUAAUUGAAUUUUUUAAAGUUCGUGUAAAAUGACGGAAGAGACUGAAGUAACCGGCAUAGACAGCCCUACAGAUGCGAAAUACAGGGUGCACGCGAGUAUAGCUUUCGCUGUGUUACUGCUCGGCGUCGGGGUACCAUUAUGGUGGCACACGACCGCUGUCCCACGUGUGCGACUUCCUUAUGCCGGAAUAGCCGAAUUAUCGGGGCUUGAAAUGAAAAUCAAGGUUAACGUUGUCGUCGCUGGCCUCGAGAAAGAUCGCAUCGAAUUACUCGCCGAAGAAAUCUCCCAAGCUUUUCAAGACUCUGAAGCAUACAGCCUCAACGUUAAAUACGAACUCAUUUCGUUGAAACUCGUGUGGUCCGCAUACACGCCCGUGGAUCACGAAAAAAUCGCGAAAACUUUUGACCUGGGCGUUGGCGAUCUGCUGCUCCUCGAAUCUCCGAACGUGCAAGGCGUCCUCGUAGGUCCAGGACGAAGCAUAUUUUUCUCCAACGGGACAAGUGGAGCUAAACUGGCUGAAGUUCUAAGAAAAUGGAUUUUGAGAGACGAGUCCGUGGCACUGACGAAAAACGCCUUAACUGACCCAACAAAGUACAGCCUCGACGAAGAAAAUCGUAGACGUUUUCCAGCCAGUCCGGCUUACGACAUUCUGCUGACUUUGGUAAAUCCGGAACCGGAAAAGCUGACGGUCAAAUGGGAUUUGCCGAGUCUAGCCAAUGAUUACAUCGAACCGUUUCUCCAGGACAUUUCCAUCGUGGCUAAUUUCUCAAUCAAAUCUCAGUGGCUUUAUCUCAUGCCUCUGGAUGUGUCUCCUAAACAAAUUCCGGACAGUAGUCCACGGGGCAGACACUAUGCACUGCCCGAAGAUGUUUUGCCACAACUGAUCACUCCUCUGGAAAAGAAACUAGCUUCACAGAUCAGUCUACAUCCAUGCAUCAAUCUCGUCGUGUACGUUGUUCCAUGCGACGAAUCACCUCUUCAUAUUUACACGAAGAGCGGUUAUCGACCGAAAUCUAUCAAUAACGUGGAGGCUUUCCUUUCCCCAAGAUGGGGAGGCAUCGUCAUAGCGAAUCCCCCGUCGGAAGACUGUGAAGAAGCUCAAGGCGACGGAGCGGUCGAGGUUGUGCCGAACGCUGCCACGAUAAUGGGAGUUUUUAUAGCUCAGUUGAGGUCGCUUUUGGGUAUUCCAGAAACGGAAGAAAAUAUUUCCGGUGUCGAGGUCCUUCCUCUUGUGGGUUCGAAGCCACGCGACUGGGAACUCGAUGCUCUCUUACGGAUACGCACAGUCGAGCAGCUGACGUCAGCAAAAUUAACGCUGCAAUCACUCGCCCAACUUCUCGAGGAGAUCAGCAAUAUCGUAAUAACCGAAACCGUCGGUAAUAGAAUAAAUAACGCUUUGAGACUAGUUGAGAGUUCGGCAGAGAGUCUGAGAAGAGCUGAUCUCAAUGGAGCUUUUCUAUUGAGCAAAGAAGCUUUCGUGAUCGCCGAAGAAGCAUUUACGGAUCCCUCGCUCCUUGCACUUUUAUAUUUUCCAGAUGAUCAGAAAUACGCAGUCUACAUUCCGCUAUUUCUACCUGUCAUGAUACCAGUAUUAUUGUCCUUGAAGAAUAUCAAGAAAUUUUACUUCCCCUCUCGCGCUGAGGAGGUGGAAGAACCUAGUGAAAAGCCGAACGAACAAAACGAUUGCGAAGACGAUGGAGACGAUGAUUAUGAAGAUGAAGAUGAAAAAGCCGAUUAGGAAGAUUGCAGAUUCGCUUUAAGAAAAAGCGUACUUCGGUAUCGUAACCAAAUACUUUUGUACAGUACACACAUCUUUAUAUCCGAAAUGCAAGCAUUUCAAUGAGUACAAAUUUUCAAAUAACCACAGAUCCAUUAAUAUACUUUUAUAGCCCAAGUGAA